UAAACUACAAGAUGCAGGAGAAUAGCGCUGAGCUGUACGAGGAGGUGAAGCUCUUUCGCAACGCGCGGGAACGCGAGAAGUACGACAACAUGGCUGAUCUGUACGCUAUCACGAACACAAUCCAGCAACUGGAGAAGGCCUACAUCAGGGAUUGUAUUACGCCGCAGGAAUACACGGCAGCCUGCUCCAAGUACCUGGUGCAGUACAAGGUGGCCUUCAAGCAGGUGCAGUGUGAUGAGUUCCCCACAGUGGAGUCCUUUGUGAAAAAGUUCCGCCUGGACUGCCCAGCAGCGCUGGAACGAAUCAAAGAGGACAGACCCAUUACCAUCCGAGACGACAAGGGCAACACCUCCAAGUGCAUUGCCGAGAUCGUGUCGCUUUUUAUCACUAUCAUGGACAAGCUUCGCUUGCAGAUCAACACAAUGGACGCCCUGCAGCCGGAUGUCAAGGAUCUGGCCGACAACAUGAUCCGUCUUUCGCUCAUUCCCGAGGACUUUGACGCCAAGUUGAAGGUUGAGAAGUGGCUGGGCACUCUCAACGAGAUGCAGGCCUCCGACGAGCUGAGCGAGAGUCAGGUCCGUCAGUUCCUCUUCGACCUGGAGUCGUCCUACGCUGAUUUCAACAAGCUGCUGCACAGCCAGUAGCUGCCGUUACUCGUUUCUCAUUGUGUACAUGUAGCAUUAUAUUUAAAUAGUAUAUUCCGAAUUAAAAAAAAAUUUUAUA
Drosophila bipectinata is the source of this 723-nucleotide messenger RNA. It is a transcript of the gene Vps28, whose product is annotated as vacuolar protein sorting 28. Gene Ontology annotation, biological process: protein transport to vacuole involved in ubiquitin-dependent protein catabolic process via the multivesicular body sorting pathway. Gene Ontology annotation, cellular component: ESCRT I complex. Lineage: Eukaryota; Metazoa; Arthropoda; Insecta; Diptera; Drosophilidae. Gene Ontology annotation, molecular function: protein-containing complex binding. The record is from RefSeq and is a predicted model, not a curated record.